This is a messenger RNA of Rattus norvegicus (Norway rat), 11912 nucleotides long. RefSeq names its product protein tyrosine phosphatase, receptor type, T (gene Ptprt). Gene Ontology annotation, molecular function: hydrolase activity; protein tyrosine phosphatase activity; protein tyrosine/serine/threonine phosphatase activity. Gene Ontology annotation, cellular component: membrane. NCBI's taxonomy places the organism in Eukaryota, Metazoa, Chordata, Mammalia, Rodentia, Muridae. The record is from RefSeq and is marked validated.
AGUUCGCGCCGCGCCUGGGCUCGGAGCGCAGCGGCGCCGGCUCCCGCAGCCGGAGAGGAGCCAGCCCCCGGAGCCCAGCGGCGCGCACUGCCUGCAGCCGCGUUGGCGAUGCGGGGCCGCCCCGCGCCCGCCCGAGUCCCGGCCCUGGCGCCCUCGGAAAGGGGCUGAGCUGCCCGCCGUCCGAAUGGGGAGCCUUGGCGCGCUCGCCCUCUGCCUGCUCCGGCUCCUGCUCCUGGGGCUGCAGCGGCCGCCGUUGCCCGGCGCCGGAGCGCAGAGCGCCGCAGGUGGCUGUUCUUUUGACGAACAUUACAGCAACUGCGGGUAUAGCGUGGCUCUGGGAACCAAUGGGUUUACCUGGGAGCAGAUUAACACGUGGGAGAAGCCAAUGCUGGACCCAGCUGUGCCCACAGGGUCCUUCAUGAUGGUGAAUAGCUCUGGAAGAGCUUCAGGCCAGAAAGCCCAUCUUCUUCUACCAACCUUGAAGGAGAAUGAUACCCACUGCAUUGACUUCCAUUACUACUUCUCCAGCCGAGAUCGCUCCAGUCCGGGAGCCUUGAAUGUCUACGUGAAGGUGAAUGGUGGUCCCCAAGGGAACCCUGUCUGGAACGUGUCUGGGGUCGUCACUGAGGGCUGGGUGAAGGCAGAACUUGCCAUCAGUACCUUCUGGCCUCAUUUCUACCAGGUGAUAUUUGAAUCCGUCUCUUUGAAAGGUCAUCCUGGUUACAUCGCUGUGGACGAAGUUCGAGUCCUUGCUCAUCCAUGCAGAAAAGCACCUCAUUUCCUGCGACUCCAAAAUGUUGAGGUGAAUGUGGGGCAGAACGCCACGUUUCAGUGCAUUGCCGGUGGGAAGUGGUCCCAGCAUGACAAACUUUGGCUCCAGCAAUGGAAUGGCAGAGACACGGCCCUCAUGGUCACCCGGGUGGUCAACCACAGGCGCUUCUCAGCCACAGUGAGUGUGGCAGACACCUCUCAACGCAGUGUCUCCAAGUAUCGCUGUGUGAUCCGCUCAGACGGUGGGUCUGGCGUAUCCAACUAUGCAGAGCUGAUCGUGAAAGAGCCUCCCACACCUAUUGCUCCCCCAGAACUACUGGCAGUGGGGGCCACCUACCUGUGGAUUAAACCAAACGCCAACUCUAUUAUUGGGGACGGCCCCAUCAUUCUGAAGGAGGUAGAAUACCGCACGACCACAGGCACUUGGGCUGAGACCCACAUCGUGGACUCUCCCAACUACAAGCUCUGGCAUCUGGACCCCGAUGUGGAGUACGAGAUCCGGGUGCUGCUCACACGACCAGGAGAGGGGGGCACAGGACCACCAGGACCUCCCCUCACUACCAGGACCAAGUGUGCCGAUCCUGUGCAUGGCCCUCAGAAUGUGGAGAUUGUGGACAUUCGGGCUCGACAGCUGACCCUGCAGUGGGAGCCCUUUGGCUAUGCAGUGACCCGCUGCCACAGCUACAACCUCACAGUGCAGUACCAGUACGUGUUCAACCAGCAGCAGUAUGAGGCCGAAGAGGUGAUCCAGACCUCAUCCCACUAUACCCUGCGGGGUCUGCGGCCCUUCAUGACCAUCAGACUGAGGCUGCUACUGUCCAACCCUGAGGGCCGGAUGGAGAGUGAGGAGUUGGUGGUUCAGACUGAGGAGGAUGUUCCAGGAGCUGUUCCUCUGGAGUCCAUCCAAGGAGGACCCUUUGAGGAGAAGAUCUAUAUCCAGUGGAAACCUCCCAAUGAGACCAAUGGGGUCAUCACACUCUAUGAGAUUAAUUACAAGGCUGUUGGCUCACUGGAUCCAAGUGCUGACCUGUCCAGCCAGAGGGGGAAAGUGUUCAAACUCCGGAAUGAAACCCAUCACCUCUUUGUGGGUCUGUACCCUGGGACUACCUACUCUUUCACCAUCAAGGCCAGCACAGCCAAGGGCUUUGGACCCCCAGUCACCACUCGGAUUGCCACCAAGAUUUCAGCUCCAUCAAUGCCCGAAUAUGAUGCAGAUAGCCCACUCAAUGAAACAGAUACGACCAUCACAGUGAUGCUCAAACCUGCCCAGUCCCGGGGAGCCCCUGUCAGCGUUUACCAGUUGGUUGUCAAGGAGGAGCGACUUCAGAAGUCUCGGAGAGCAGCUGACAUCAUCGAGUGUUUCUCAGUGCCCGUGAGCUACCGGAAUGCCUCCAACCUCGAUUCUCUACACUACUUUGCUGCUGAGCUGAAGCCCUCCAAUCUGCCUGUCACCCAGCCCUUCACAGUGGGAGACAACAAGACCUACAAUGGCUACUGGAAUCCACCCCUCUCCCCAUUAAAGAGCUACAGCAUCUACUUCCAGGCUCUCAGCAAAGCAAAUGGAGAGACAAAAAUCAACUGCGUGCGUCUGGCUACAAAAGGUGCUUCCACCCAGAAUUCUAACACUGUGGAGCCCGAGAAGCAGGUCGACAACACAGUGAAGAUGGCUGGUGUGAUUGCUGGCCUCCUCAUGUUCAUCAUAAUUCUACUGGGGGUGAUGCUGACCAUCAAAAGGAGAAGAAAUGCUUAUUCGUACUCCUAUUACUUGAAGCUGGCUAAGAAGCAGAAGGAGACCCAGAGUGGAGCCCAGAGGGAGAUGGGGCCUGUGGCCUCGACUGACAAACCUACCACCAAGCUCAGCACCAACCGCAACGAUGAAGGCUUCUCCUCCAGCUCUCAGGAUGUUAACGGAUUCACAGAUGGCAGCCGUGGAGAGCUGUCUCAGCCCACCCUCACCAUUCAGACUCACCCCUACCGGACUUGCGACCCUGUAGAGAUGAGCUACCCCCGAGACCAGUUCCAGCCCGCCAUCCGGGUAGCAGACCUGCUUCAACACAUCACCCAGAUGAAGAGAGGCCAGGGCUACGGGUUCAAGGAAGAAUAUGAGGCCUUACCAGAGGGACAGACAGCUUCGUGGGACACAGCCAAGGAAGAUGAAAACCGCAAUAAGAAUCGAUAUGGGAACAUCAUAUCUUAUGACCACUCCCGAGUGAGGCUGUUGGUGCUGGAUGGAGACCCUCACUCAGACUACAUCAAUGCCAACUACAUUGAUGGGUACCACCGACCCCGGCACUACAUCGCAACUCAAGGUCCAAUGCAAGAGACCGUGAAGGACUUUUGGAGAAUGAUCUGGCAGGAAAACUCUGCCAGCAUCGUCAUGGUCACAAACCUUGUGGAAGUGGGCAGGGUGAAGUGUGUCCGAUACUGGCCAGAUGACACAGAGGUCUAUGGAGACAUUAAAGUCACCCUAAUAGAAACAGAGCCCCUGGCAGAAUACGUCAUCCGUACCUUCACAGUCCAGAAGAAAGGCUACCAUGAGAUCCGGGAGCUCCGCCUCUUCCACUUCACCAGCUGGCCUGACCAUGGUGUUCCCUGCUAUGCCACUGGCCUUCUGGGCUUUGUCCGCCAGGUCAAGUUCCUCAACCCCCCAGAAGCCGGGCCCAUAGUGGUCCACUGCAGUGCUGGAGCCGGGAGGACUGGCUGCUUCAUUGCCAUUGAUACCAUGCUCGACAUGGCUGAGAAUGAAGGGGUUGUGGACAUCUUCAACUGUGUGCGUGAACUCCGGGCACAGAGGGUCAACCUGGUGCAGACAGAGGAACAGUACGUGUUUGUGCAUGAUGCCAUCCUGGAAGCAUGCCUCUGCGGCAACACGGCCAUCCCCGUGUGCGAGUUCCGCUCUCUCUACUACAACAUCAGCAGGCUGGACCCGCAGACCAACUCCAGCCAGAUCAAAGAUGAGUUUCAGACACUCAACAUCGUGACACCUCGGGUGCGGCCUGAGGACUGCAGCAUUGGGCUCUUGCCCCGGAACCAUGACAAGAACCGGAGCAUGGAUGUCCUGCCUCUGGACCGCUGCCUACCCUUCCUCAUCUCAGUAGAUGGAGAAUCCAGCAACUACAUCAAUGCAGCACUGAUGGAUAGCCACAAGCAGCCCGCCGCCUUUGUGGUCACCCAGCACCCUCUACCCAACACUGUGGCAGACUUCUGGAGGCUGGUGUUUGAUUAUAAUUGUUCAUCUGUGGUGAUGCUGAAUGAGAUGGACACUGCUCAGCUCUGUAUGCAGUACUGGCCCGAGAAGACCUCUGGGUGUUAUGGUCCCAUCCAGGUGGAGUUCGUCUCUGCAGACAUUGAUGAGGACAUCAUCCACAGAAUCUUCCGUAUCUGUAACAUGGCUCGGCCACAGGACGGUUACCGUAUUGUCCAGCACCUCCAGUACAUUGGCUGGCCUGCAUACCGAGACACACCGCCCUCCAAGCGCUCUCUGCUCAAAGCGGUCCGACGGCUGGAGAAAUGGCAGGAGGAAUAUGAUGGAAGAGAGGGUCGCACUGUGGUCCACUGCCUAAACGGGGGAGGCCGCAGCGGAACCUUCUGUGCUAUCUGCAGCGUGUGCGAGAUGAUCCAACAGCAGAACAUCAUCGACGUGUUCCACAUCGUGAAGACCCUCCGCAACAACAAAUCCAACAUGGUGGAGACGCUGGAACAGUAUAAAUUUGUAUAUGAGGUGGCACUGGAAUAUUUAAGUUCUUUUUAGACUGAUUGGAUGGGGAACCCGCCAGAGUUCAGAGGUCGCUGCAGCUGCCCCUCUUUUUCUGUGACUGACAAUGACUGGUCUCAGGAGCUCCAAGGUGACCCACCUGCCCAGCUCCAGGAAGAAGACUGGUUGUGUCAUGCUCGGCAGAAGGCCCUGCAGCUUCUGGGGGGGUCUGUAGCUGUGGGACUUGCCUUCUACACCUGACAGCAUCAGGCCCACAGAAUGCUACCCACAAGCAAGGCCCUGGACUUCCAAUUCCCAGACCCCUUGCUUUUGUUUGUUCUGAGUUUGUUACUCUCAUGGCAAGCUGACCGUGCAGGUGCUGGAGUAUGGGGAGCUGGUCAGCCUUUCCUUACCAUCCUUAGGAGCACUGGGGGUGGAAGUUCCUCUCCAUGCUAUCUUGCAAAAGCAUAGUUUGAGGGAUCACUGAGUUAUUGGUUCCUACAGUCUCCCACUGGGGACUCUGGCAUGAGGCACCUGUCAAUCUGGAUCAGUGCGACUUCUGGAUGCCCCCUAGACCCAGCAGGAAGCCUUUUCAUCUUACAUCUAACCAGUGCUGAGUUUGACUCACUUCCGCCAUCCCCAGCCAGGCCUUGACCUUCUGUAAUCGCCCGGCCAACCUGCUGUGUCUGCAUCACACUUCAGCAAAGGUUUCCUUUGCUUUUCCAUAGUCUGUAGGGGGAGGAGGGCUCACAGGAAAUGUUACAGUACCUCUUCAAUCUUUGUAGAAAGGGCUGCUCUCCUGGGGCAGGGCUCUUGCUGACCUGUACUAGAUGGCACUUUCUGUGAGAAAGACAAACAAGAAAAGCUUUGAGUAUUUUCCCAGGUACAUGUGAAAAGAAACUCUUAUAAGAGUCUAAAAGCCUGUAUUCUCUUAUGUCAAAAAAGAAAACAAAAGGAAAGAAAAGGACAGGAUGGGAGUUUGAAUUGUGGCUGUAAGAUAACUCUCUUGGAUUUAUAUUUCCUGGCCAUACCCUUGAACAGUCCCACUGUAGGAUAACACAGUCAUUGAACAAAUGAAAUGGGACCCCUGGGAUUCGGUCCCUGGUUUGGGGGUGGGGAAAUACAGCAACACCUUUAUAAUUUGUCUCUCCAAAUUUCAACUCUUUCCAAAAAAAAAAAAAAAAUCCAGCAGCCAUUUUGAAAUUGGUUACUGGGGCCCCAGCUUGGUUUAUAAUAUAAUAAGUAGGUUUAGGCCUGGGGCCGAGUCUUGCUCAGAGCAUGAAUAAAUUAAGGGAAGGGAGAGAACAUUUGUGGAGUGUUUCCUGCAAGCCAAGUGCCAUGCUUACCACAUGCUUCCCUGUGACAUCUCACAUAGUCAGUAGCACCCCUAGGGACCCCUAGAGAAUGCUCUCAUCAUCUCCAUUUGGUAACUGAAGAAACCCGAGCACCCUCUUCAGUGAUGGAAUUCUGGGUUCUGAAGGCAGGUAAUGGCAGGAAAACCUUCCUACCAUUUUUCUCAUGCUUUCUUGGCCAAGCAAUUAUUUUUAUGAAACCGAAAUAAGGCUAGAAACUUCAGAGCAGACAGAGAAGUCCAUGAGUAGAAAUUUAAUUCUUUCUUUCUGAUACCAGUUCUUCUUGGUAGCCCAAACUUUCAGAUAUAUUUUAUUAACUCAUUCCCAGGUCCCCAGGAAAGCUAGUCUUACCUAAUUUUAUCAUUGCUAAAAACAAUUCUCAUGCUCCCUCCGGCUACAAGGCAGCCAGCCUGGGAAGCUCUGCAGCCUGGGCUGAGCCACAUUAUCUGACAGCCUUAAUAGCCAGGAGUCUAGGAAGGUCUAUCUUGCAGACUGAUCCAGUCGAGGAGUAUGAGGGACACAGAAUCCAAUAAGGUGCACAUCUUGGCCUUCGGGCCCGCUGUAUUGUAGGGAAGCUGAGACACCUUGUAACAGUUGGAACAUACAAGCAUUCAGUAAGCAUAAAUGGGAGAGUGACUUGCUCUGCCUAGAGCUUCCUAGGCAACAUCCAUUCCAGUCGCGUGUCAACAGAUAGAAAAGAAGGAAAAAGGAAAUUCAAGCCGAGGGGGUCAACAUGCACAAUGGUGAAGACAAGUGAGAAGGUAUCUGCAGGGACAGAUGGUGGCAGGUCAGACCAGAUAGAAGGUAGCAAGGCAGGGAUGGUAGCAGGAAGGUAGCCAGAGCCAGGGAGGAAAUGUAAAGGCCACAGUCACUGCCCUGCAGCAACAGGAAGCUGGCAGAGUUCAAUGGUUAUGCACUCAGCUUAGUUUUGGAGAAGGCUCUCUCUGGACCAUCAGGACAGCCUCUUUUCCUUUCAUCAGACACUGUGAAAACAUCCCCUCAGUGUGUGCUUUUAAUAUGUUGCGUGUGUGUGUGUGUGUGUGUGUGUGUGUGUGUGUGUGUGUGUGUGUGUAUGCUCAUUAUUUUGUUGCUGGAACAAAAUAUGGAGUGAAUCAUGAGAUGGAACUCUUGUGUAUAACCCAGCAUCUCUGUUCUACCAUGGAGCAGGGUCAACGACCUUGACCUCUAAGCCUACAAGGACAGGAUAUGAAAGGAAAUCAGGCAGCCAGCUCCCAUUUGUGUGAACCCAGGAACUGCCUAGAAGUCUAAGAACACCAGAGUUGAUCAAGGAAGGCUGUCACUUUGGUGGUUCAAAAGGAACGUGUCAAAGAAAAGGCAAGCAAAGGAAUCCCAUGAGUAACUAUUCUCCUUUGAUGGGCCUCUUCCCAGGUAUAUUUGAGCAUAGCCCCAGGCCCCACUGGUCCUUCUGGGUUCCUAUGGCUCUAGUCUCCUAUCACUGAAUGGACUUCCCUGUAGCCUUCAGGAGUCUGUAGCAUAGCCAUAGCCAUUCAGCCUGCCGCAUGCUAUUUCUUCAGAUCUUAGCCAAUUCCAACAGAGAGGGAGUGGAGGGGAGAGGAUAAACUACAAAUCCUAGGAUUCAUUCUGCUGAGGAAGGAGCUGAAGAGCUGACAGAUAAAGAUGACAGUGGUCACUGUCCUUAUGAAUAGUGAGAAAUUAAAGAAUAAUUCCAGGGGAAAGGAAAUAUAUGAAAAUUCAGGCCAUGCUGGGGGAAGUCACCAAGGGCUAAUUCAUACCUUAUUUUCUCACAAUCCAAGUAUUCUUAGAGAAAGUGGUCUUAAAACAGUGCAUACAAGAAGAAAGUAGGGAAAUGACAGUCUUCAGAUCCCUGUGGAGGACAUGCAGAAGACCUUUGAUGACAUAGGAAAUGGUCCUAAGGAAUUUAGAUGAUAUUUUCCCCAAGAAAUCUCCCAAGAAAACCCACCUUCCAAGCGUCUUUUCUCAGCCAACCUACUUAUAGGAUGGGCUCAUUUUGACAGGAGCAAAUGAAGGUUGUCAAAGUGAAUCCUCACUUAGGUACUGUCUUCCUGUUGGUCUCCAGUGGAACCCAAAGGGAGAAGGGAGAAGGUAUAAAUGAGAUACUGUGAACUGCCCCACUUAGGUGUGUUUAUGGCCUAGAUGGCUUCAGGUCAGAUCACAGCUACAUCUCAACCUUGUGUUCUUUUACCCCUACUGAUAUGAUUACCAUAGAUGAGGUAUGGGCCUGUGAGCUUCUAGACAGCCACAGCAGGCCCCUCUUAUAGGAAUGGAAGAGUCUGCUUGCUUCAGGUGUUUCUCAGUGGGAGCGUUAGCAAUUAAAGACCAGCCAUCUGUCACCUACUCCAUGGAACUACUGUUCCAGUGCUGUGGACUCUAAAACAUGAGCUCCCUCUUCCACAUUCUUGAAAUACUUGUGAUUAUGGCCAGCACUAUUUUAAUGGUGAGUAAAUGGAUCCAGAGGAAGAACGCACUCGCCCAGUUAAGCAAACUUGACCUGGUUUUCUGACCACAGAGACAAAAUUCUCCCACCAUAGUAUCUGAGAUUUUUUUUUCCCCACAAGAUUACUCUUAGCAACAGAGAAAAGAGCAAAACUAAUGACUCAGUAGAUAUCAGUAAAGCCCAGUGCAGACAAUGAUAAGUUUCAAAUUCCUCUGGAGCCUCACGUUUUACAUCCAUGAUCUAUUUAGAUUCCAUUUUCUAAUUUAUUCUUAGUAGUUUAAAUAUGUCUGCAUAAAUCUAUUUUGAAAUCUGUCCUUUAUCUCAUGCUUCUCUCUGAUUGAUCUUAGGGAAUAUCUCUGACCAAGGCAUAAUGUCUAGCCAAGUUCCUCCUCCUGAGGUCAAUUCUAAGCUCACGUUCACGUUCACACCAACUUACAUUCCCUUGGGCACAUGUGUUGCUAUGGAGGUAUCCUGACUGUACUGCUCCUGAGGCUUAGCUUAGGGAGGUUUCCACAAUGUACCCACUAACAGACUAGAAGAAUAACUUACCUGGAUGGCACGGUAAAGGUUGAGUCCCCAAAACCCUAGGAGCAAAGGAGAAGAAGCCAGGUGCAGAUUUACUCAGAAGAUCCACGAAUGCUGAACAAUGUCUCUAUAGAUUUCUAUGGCUUCUGAUGUGGGAAAAUCUUAGGACACACGUGAUGAAUCUUAAACACCCUUCCCUUCACAUGGCUCGACACAAGCCCUGGCUUCCUGUAGCAUUCAGCACUCCAGACAGGUACUACUAAGAAGUGCAGACUACUCUGGCUUGGUACCCCAGGGUGAGUAGGAUAAGAACUUGCCGUUUGUCUUGAACUCUGACUUUACCAUUUCUGGAAUGUAAAAUGUCAGGCUGAACACGGCACGGAAAAGGAAACAUACACACAACCUCUUUGGCCAGGUUUAAAGGGGUUAAUCUGAAAGGCUAGGGCAGGGAAACAAGAAUUCAAAUUGAAACUCAACGUUUACUCAGAAACAAGGAUGCUUAUGGAGUGACUGUUGAUCUCAGUAAUAAAUGCUAUGGGGAAAGUUUAAAGAAAGCCACCCCUCUUUAGCCUGUAGCUGGCCACCCCUGCCAACCAAACAGGCCUUCGGGACCAAGCUAAAGCAUGCUCAAUACUGUAGAAGAUAUGUCUAGAUCCAAUACUAAACAUGCUGAUCCUAUACCACAAGGUCAAUGAAUUAUUCUGAGCCAAGAUCCCUAAGAAUGAGUCGCCAACCCAAACUAAAAGACAAGUCAAAUGAUAAAACAGAAAUAGCAGUGUCCUCUCUAAGCCUUGAUUUGCCUUUCUUUGCAAUUGACCAGUCAACGUGAGGGCCUCUAUAGCAUCCUGCCAGUUCCAACUCACAGCCAAAUAGAACAGAAAAAUAGGGGAAAUUCAGCCACAGACAACCGGGACUCAAUCUUGUUUGCAUACUGCUCUGUACAGGUUUCCUGUGUGAGGUUGUCCCUAGAUACCUCUCAAAAACUAUGAAACGCAGAGGCCUCCCUUUACUGACUGUGGAGUCACCUUUGAAAUUCUACCCUUCCAGAGAGAGAGAGAGAGAGAGAGAGAGAGAGAGGGGUGGACAGUAGAAAGUUGGGGAGGAAGAGAAUAGUUCUAAAUCGUGUUUUCUCUGACAUAUUUUAGAGUCAUGGAGCUGAUAUCCUCGGAAACACAGCACAAAUGUCUCUGACAUAUUUGCAUACGAAUAAGCUCUUUCAGUUUCUUGGUAACCACAGAUAGAUUUUUGUAUGACAGUAGCUAUGUAAAUGUAUUGUGGAGACCAAGAACCAUUUCUUGACUAUCCCUGCCAACCUCUAGAUGAGGUGGAAAAGCUCUUAAAGGGGCCACAUUCACCCCUGAAAUCCAUUCAUAUUAGUGUCCAACAGGUGGAGUCAGUACCCACAUUCAUACCCUGCCCCAGACCUGGCAUCACUUUAUCUAGCAUGGAUACACCUAAAAGCUUAGUAGUGGUGCACUGCAGCUGGUACAGAGGAUGGGCAAGAAUUGGGUGGGGAGACAACCUACUAGAAAGGACUUCGGAAGGUGCUUAACCAUGGGGCUUCCUUCUAGAUCUGAGAGCCACUCUAGGUGGUAAAAUGCUGACCCUGGUUCUUUGUUGGAAUGUUUAGAGAAUGACGUGUAGGAGUCUUAGAAUACUGGACAGCAAAGUGAUGGACUGAGACCUGGGCAUUCAGGGGAUCUAAUGUAGGUUGUGAUUCUUCAGUGAGACCCAUUUCUAGGGCUUCCAUGAGCAGAAUUGGAACAGUCUAGAAAAAACUUAAGUCUCCUAGAGGCACAGGCAGAAGACUGGCAUCCAUCGUCAUCUUAAGCCUGUGGAUGAUAAGACAGAGUCGAGCAUAGUUUUGCUACCGUGGUUACUCCUAUGAGUGGUGCUAAGGUGGAUGAGGAAACUUAGUACCUGUAAGAAAGAGCUGACUGCUGGGCAGGAAGCUGCCUGUUUGAGUAGCUGCCCAGCAGACAUCAGGCAUCCCCAUCUCCUGGCCUAUGUGAAGAAGCAGCACAGCUGAGGUAGACUUCAGGCCUCUCUCACUUUUAGUGGAUGAGUCUUUGAACAUGAAAGUCACAUUUGAACUGGUACCUCCAAACUGCAAGCCAAGUCGGUAGGUCGUGCUUGGUUUGUGAGGCGGUAGUCCUCUGUUUUCCUAAACAAAUCAUCUCCUUAUAUCAAUCAAAAAGCAGCUUCAUCUGCAUCUCCUAGCCUUAUCCAGGAUAGUUAGCACCAGUCACAGGAAGCAGCUCCUUGUCCAUACAUGUGAUGCUUAGUGCCAUAACUGACAAGGGCAGCCAAUGCCCACACUCACUGGCCAUCAGGGCCCUCAAUGACAGACAGAACCAAUAAACAUCCAGGCAGGAGUCAAAACAAGCCUUCACUUCAUGUUAUCUCCAAAGUUUCAUUCAGCCCUCACUCAAGGUCUGUAGGAAAAGAUUUCAAAAGCACAGUGAUUCUGUUGACACCUGAUCACAAUCGUUCCCAGUACAUAUAUUUUAUCACCAACUGGUUCUUGGGCUAGCCGAAGUUAGCCUAGGCUAACUCAUAUUUGUAAUCAGGCUCAAAAAUCAUAUUCUAUCUUUUCUCCUCACUCUAACUCCCGGUAGUCAAUUAAAGGUACAGUUCCCAUGGCUACUGGAUACUGUACUGGUACAGCUCUCCAGGACCUCUCAUGGCAUUCCCAGUCUACACUAGGGAAUCUGACAUUUUCAUUUCCCAGUGGCAUAUGAUGUCACAUGAGACCCAAGUAUCCGCACUACCCGAAGUCUCCACAAAUUCCAAUGGCCUGCACUUGUACAGUUUGGGUUUUUGAUAGAUAAAGCACGUAUGAGAAGAGAAAACAAAAUAAAUCAACUUCAGCAGAAAGAAAGCCAGCACUGUGCUGUCAAUGUUUUUUUUUUCCCUUUCCCUUUUUAUUUCCAGUUCUAGCUUCAAAAAGCAGAAGGUAAAUAAUGUCAGGUCAAUGAAUAUCAGAUAUAUUUUUUGACUGUACAUUAAAGUGACGUGUAAUCUUUUUACACCUGCAAGUCCAUCUUAUUUAUUCUUGUAAAUGUUCCCUGACAAUGUUUGUAAUAUGGCUGUGUUUAAAAGAAAUCUAUACAAUAAAGCUGUGACCCUGAGA